Molecule: messenger RNA, 564 nt
Organism: Pleurotus ostreatus (oyster mushroom)
Lineage: Eukaryota; Fungi; Basidiomycota; Agaricomycetes; Agaricales; Pleurotaceae
Exons: 3
Coding region: 1-564 (187 amino acids)
Source: RefSeq, a predicted model, not a curated record
AUGUCUUCCCCUCCCACGAGUCCCCGGCAGUCAUCAGAUGAUACCGGUGUCCUGCCAGCUUCAUCUCCGAACACCAGUACGAGCACUAGCGCUUCAUUGAAUCAAGUGCAACACGCAACCGAGAAGAAGCAGGAACUCAAGGAGCCGUCACUUACCCAAUCCCGAAGAGUGGCUGAGACAAUUUCGGCGCCGUUCGUACCAUUCGACGCGGAGGCUGCGAUUGUCAAGCCGUUUCAAGAGGAAACGAACCGAGAUACAGUGUUCGAACGCGAAUUUACGUCAAUGUUACUGGACAUCAUGCUCGAAUUUCAUGCCUGGUCUGCCGCACGACCCAGAGGGGAAAGCGAAUACUCCGGGCAACUCAUCGAACAAAGGAUCGGGAAAGUGAUGAGCAUAGAAAUGGAACAAGGCAGGUCGUCUACAUCCACAGUGCUUUCGCGCGCCUAUCGUAUACCGUUUCCAUUUCUUCGUUCGACGCUUAUUGAGGAUACGAGGAGGCGUCUCAGCGAUUUCAUCAAGCAGGUCAAGCUGGCACUAGAUGCGUUGACGGGAAUCCAACUGUGA